UUCGAGAUGUACUCGCGUCGUGCUUCUGAAAUCAUCACAUUCGUGAAUUCGUCAAUUGUGAAAUUUUGUGGUUAGAAUCUCUACUGUGGUGAGCCGAGACGGAGAGAGGAUUGCGGUUGGGUGACGCCCCCGGUUUGUGCCGCCCUGGGAGCCCAUCGCAGAAAAGAUUGACGUUCAGAUUCUUCUUCAAUCUGACGUUGGAUACCGGUACUGAGGAGAAAAUUGAAGUUCUACUUCCAAGAGUGUUCGUGAAAGUGCACUCGAGAUGUCCACAUAUUUCAAGCCCUGGCGUCUAGAAGAUUCUCGAUAUCUAAUCCACCAGAGAUUUCGAACUUUUUGAAGAAGGCGGUAAUGUUGAGCUGGUGGUUGUGAGUGAUGGCUUGUGGAGGCGGCUGUUCUCCGGGGGCGGUAGCAGUGCUACUUGUGGCGCUACUCGUGCAAGUGGCGAGAGGCGGCGACCUUCAGCCGGUGCUGGUGGCGGCUGGAGGCGGCAAUGGUGGCCAAGGAGGUGGGAAUGCUGCCCCGCCAGCAGCCGGGGGCGGCGGGUCGAGGUGUGAGGAGAUCACCAUUCCCAUGUGUCGAGGCAUCGGCUACAAUCUCACGUCGAUGCCCAACGAACUCAACCAUGAUACGCAGGAGGAGGCCGGGCUAGAGGUCCACCAGUUCUGGCCGCUAGUGGAGAUCAAAUGCUCGGCCGACCUGAAGUUCUUCCUGUGCUCGAUGUACGCGCCCAUCUGCAUCGAAGAUUACCGUAAACCUCUCCUGGCCUGCCGGAGUGUGUGCGAACGUGCGCGUGCGGGCUGCGCGCCCUUGAUGCAGAAGUACGGAUUCCAGUGGCCAGAACGGAUGGCCUGCGACAAACUGCCAUCCUACGGGGACCCCGACAAUCUCUGUAUGGAGCAGAACAACCGAACAGAGUUCUCCCCGGCGCCCACCUCUCCACGUCCCACCAGGCGACCCGGAGUACCAGGAGUGGUUCAACCUCCUAUCCAGCAACCUCCUCGCUGCCGACCAGGCGCCAAGAACCCCAAGAACUGCAUCCCCUCGCCACAAGACUCCCUCCCCUCCGACUGUGACUGCCGCUGUCGACCCCCUCUCGUCCCGAUCGAGCGAUCCUCCCCCUACUACAACCGCAGCAUCUCCGUCGGCGGCGAGCCCGACUGUGGCUUCCCCUGCCACGGCGUGUUCUUUAACCCCGAGGAACGCGACUUUGCGACCAUGUGGAUAUCGCUGUGGUCGAGUCUGUGCUGUGUGUCGACUCUGAUGACACUCAUUACUUUCCUGAUUGACACGGAGCGCUUCAAGUACCCUGAGAGGCCGAUUGUGUACCUAUCCGCCUGCUACUUCAUGGUCAGCGUCGGCUAUCUCAUCAGAGUGUCGCUCGGACAUGAGGAGGUCGCCUGUGAUGGAAGGAUGAUUAGAUACAGUGCAUCAGGCCCCAUCCCUUGCACGCUGGUGUUCCUGCUGGUGUACUUCUUCGGGAUGGCAUCGUCGAUCUGGUGGGUGGUGCUGUCCUUCACCUGGUUCCUGGCGGCCGGCCUCAAGUGGGGCAACGAGGCCAUAGCUGGCUACUCGCAGUACUUCCACCUGGCAGCCUGGUUUGUGCCCACUGUCAAGGCGGUCGGAGUGCUCUUUCUCGAAGCUGUUGACGGUGACCCGGUUGCAGGCAUCUGUUAUGUGGGCAACCAAAACGUCGACAAUUUGAGACUGUUCGUGUUGGGGCCGUUGCUUGUGUAUCUGCUUCUGGGCACCUCGUUUUUGUUUGGGGGAUUUGUGUCGUUGUUCAGGAUACGCAACGUGAUCAAGCAGCAGGGUGGGUUGUCGGGGCGUAGCAAGGCUGACAAACUUGAGAAACUCAUGAUGAGGAUCGGUGUGUUCAGUGUGUUGUACACAGUGCCGGCAACUGUGGUGAUUGGGUGUCAUCUGUAUGAGUCAACCCUGCACGAGAAAUGGACAAUGCCGCUAGUGUGCCCCUGUGAGCGGGAACGAGCUCGACCUUUGUACUCAGUGCUGAUGUUGAAGUAUUUCAUGGCGCUAGCUGUGGGGAUCACAUCAGGUGUGUGGAUCUGGUCUGGGAAGACAUUAGGCUCCUGGAGGAGGUUCUGCAGGAGGAUAUCCUGUGCAGGACCAGCACAUCCUGCCCUCAUCAACCCGGGGAAACAGCGUGUCGUCAAACAACAGUACGUGCUUCCAGCUGGUGAGAGUGGUACGCUCCUGGCAGGACCCCACAUCACCGCCUCCGGCAGCCUCCAUCAGCCGCCCCUCAGCCAUGUAUGACGUCAACCGCCCCCGGGUCACACCGGCCCGCCCACCCGCCACUCGGAAGGAUCCUGUGACCAUGCCUUGUCCAACUAUGGACCCAUCUAACGCGCAGCCCCCUACAAGAUGGUGCUCAUCUCGUCUGAACGGCUCUAGUCUCAACAAACACAGUGUGAGUAACAGCAAAGCAGAUAAUCAAGGACAAGUACUGAACAAUUCAGAAAUAGGUACUGAUUAUGUCAUCAGUUGAGGUGUAAUGGAGUUAUAAAAAUGGAAGAACUCCCAUGUUCCACUCACAAAGUACUUUGCUGCUUAUUUUUACAAAAUUGUAAAGAUACUAUCUAAUUACUCCCAUAAUAAUAAUUAUUAUUCAGUAGGAAAAUAACAAUAGAGCCUAAAUUAUAAAAAUCAUGUACUGAGAACUGAAAAUAUUUUCGGUUGAAAACAAAAUUUUAAGCGCUCAAAUAUUUUGUAUUUUUAUAGAAAAUUACAAAAUUUCAUAAAAACUUAAUUUUAUGAAAUUAUUCUAGAGUUAUGGAGGAGGAAAUGUUUGUUUUUUCAAAUCUAAACACUGUAGAUACCAUAGUCUAGAAUACAUACAGAUAAAGUACAUAAUCAGACAGCAUUUCACAUAAAAUGUUACUUGACUCAUCAAACAUUUUCCGUCUGAUAAUAUGAUUAUAUAUUUUUUGUAAAAAGAUAUUGUAGAGUUUAGCAACAUUUGAUCAUAUUAUUUAGAUGUAUUGUAUAUAAUAAUAUGAAAUCUAGUCAUACUCCGACCUGAAAUAGCAAGAUGACCUAUUAUCUUACAAGAUGAAUUAUUCGAUUAGAUAGAAUAAUUUUGUCAUGAGCUAGACUCAUUACUCAUCAUAAUUAUUGCGUUUAAUUAUGUUUCUACUUGCCAUAAUAUAGGCUACUAUAUUUGUUCAAUAAUAUUGUAUAUAAUAAUUAUUAUGAAAUACUGGGGCUACUGUAAUUUUGUGAAUCUGGUAAUGUAUGUUUAUUUCAUUUUCAACUUCUGAUUAUUUCAAAUAUGAUACUAACACCAGAGAUUUUGACAGAAAAGGACUCAUUCAAUAAUAUAAUUAUUUACAUUGAACAGCUCUGGAACUACGAAUAAUUUGAUUUCAAUAACCUGACAUUUGCAGCACCUUUGAAUAAAGAGUGUUGGAAUCACAUUUCCUCAGUUGUGAUGAUAAAAUUAUUAUUUUUCUAGAAACACAAAACCUGGAACUUUGAUAAAACAUCUUCUCUCUCUGUUAAAACAGAGCCUAUCUUCCGAUUUCUCGCUUAACUAAGUCAACAAAAUUACCACCUUUUGCGACCUUAAUUGAGACGUAAAAUAAGUGAAAUCGUGGCACAUUUACUUUAAUCAAGCUCAUUCAUCAUGCCAUAAAUAAGAAAGUGCAUAAUAAGAAAAGUCGCAAUAAACUUUGAAAAAAACGAGCCUUGAAUUAGAAAUAAUUCUGGAGACACUCUAUAUAUAUACGGUUAGCAUGAAAAGUUACGAGCAUAUUAAAUUCACGAAUGAAAAAUGUCGAGUUACAUGCAAAAUAAACGCUACCUCUAUUUUUUCGUGACAAAGAGAAAUUCUCAAUGCACAUACGCUUCCUAGCUCCCAGCCACGUCGAAAUUAUCAUACAAAUACGAAAACACUAGCACACAGGUAAUAAUUUUGCCGCGUAUUAAAUUUUCCAUAUAAAGAACCCCUACUAUGUUGGCUCAUGAAAUAAUGAAAUUCCAAAAGUAAGCGUCAAUAGCUCUUCUGUAAUAUAUGGAUAUUAUUUAACGUUUGCUCCUGCUUAGAUUACUUUUUACGACCAUUAUCUUUGUAUUUGAUCGGGUUUUUAGGGGAUAAAUCUGUUGAAUAUGCAGCUACAAAGGAAUUUGAAUAGUGGAGAAUUGUAUUCUUGAUUUUGUAGAUUGUGAAGGAGCAGUAGAACUCAUAAGAACACAUCAUAACCUUCUUGAAGAAAAUAAUUUAAUGUUCAUGACCUACAAGAAAUUGAUAUCUUAUAGUCAACCAUAACUCGAAUUUUCAAGAACAGCACGUAGGCUAUUUAUCAUGCAUCAUCAUGGAAGUAAACUGACUUGUAUUGUCUAUUUAUCUGUAUCGUGAAUAAACUUGAGAGAUAGGAAAACUCCAAAAGUAGUGUUUCGUGGGAUUUAUAAGUCAAAUCUCAUGUAAAAUGAGAUUUACUUUAAUCAGCAUUCUUUGAAAGGAACACAUUCCUGUUAUCCAUAAGAAAUACUGACAGAUUGGAGUGAAUCUCACUGGAAGAUGUUCAGGUGCAACUUAAUGAAGAUGUGUUUGACAGUAAAGAGGAUUUAGUCGAGGUCGAAGAUUUGAAUUGAAGCAUCCCUCGAGAGGUGGUCCAUCCCCCCUCCUUCUUAAGGCCCACUCAAGACCACCUUCAACAUCCAAAACAUAAAAGUCAGGCCGAAAACUGUCAUGAUUCUGCAUUAUUUCCGUUGUAAAUAAGUGAGGGAACGUUAAGCUUGACAGGCUAGUACUUUGAAAUUAUGAUUUUUCCUUGUUUUCUCCUACAAACAGGGUAGUCGGAGUGAUGUACAAGACAAGAGGAAUGUGUAGAGAGGAAAGAUAAAGAAGAAGAUGAAUGAACUAGUAGAGAGAGGGUGGGAGGGAAUUUGGAAGAAUGAGCAAGUCCCAAAAAGUGGGUUAGCUGUCUCCUCAAUUCUUGGAACACCUCCUCCAGAGAUUUCAGAUUGAUGGCUUGUAGAAGAAUGGGCUCAGCCUUUUAGGAGUCCUUUCACAUUCAAAAUUGUGUUAAGCCUAUUAUACUUUCAACAAUGGAAACCACUAGACCAACUAUCAGGGGUGACACUUUUCAUUAAAAGCUCUCACAGAUAGCCUCCUCUGACUUGUUUCACUUAAAUUUUUAAAUUUUAGUCGUUUCUUUGGAGUCUUAUUAUAGUCUUAAAUUUGAAACUUUAACAGUACUAAUAAUGCAAUUCAGCUUGAAAUUCCAGUAACAUGCCAUAUACCAAAAGUACUAUGUGCGGAAUGUUUUAUUUUGAAUAAUAAUUGUAAGAAAGUGUAAAUUAUAAUACUGAAAACCCAUGGUUCUCCCUGAGCAGGGAUAAAUAUAACAAAAAUACAGUAGCCCUCUAAUUCUUGUGCAAUAAUUAUCCUGUAGCUCUUACAUUCAAUACUGUACCAAUUAUAGUGGAUGAAUAAUAAACUUUGAAAGUGAGUAAUAUGUUUUGAACCGAUUCAUCUGUGGACAAACCUGACAAAAAAUUAAAAUUCAGCAUUUUGUGGAUUAUAAUGUAAUUUAUCAUUUCGAGAAUAUAAAUUAAAUUUCCCAGUAGUUGAAAAUUAAUGGAAAAUAUUUCUCUCUCAAUAAUAUCUGAACAGUAAGUUAUUCGUGUAACAGAAUUUAUUUUAGAUCACAAAUUCUAGAAGAAUCACAAGUUCAGAAAAUGUACAGUUCUUAGAUAUUGGAAGAAUAACUCAGGAAUUACUUAUAGAAUAAACUUUAUUGGCAUAAAGCUCUUAAUCUAAAUCGUUGUGGGAAAAACUAUAUACGUAAAUACAUGUGAUGUGAAUGUUGUAUAGUGUUAUUGUUAGUUCCAUGGUUGCCUGGUAUAAAUUAUGGCUGGAGUCCACUCAAGUCUUAAAAGUAAUCAUUUUAAAGCAUUUUACAAAAUUUGUAAGAUUAUAAAUAAUGUUUUGAAUGAAUGUUAAGAACUGAAUCCUAAACUCUAAAAUCAAUAAUUAAGUAUUGAAAUUGUUCAGCAGUAUUUUAUUAUUGGACAAUUGGAAACCUAAAAUUAUAGAAAUCUGACAAUACUGGACAGAGUUAGACCUUACUGAGAGUUGGGGUCAUUUUAUGAAUUCCUAUGUAUGAUAUUUCUAUUGUGAAGUCUUUUGUGGGCACCUUUAAUUAAGCAUUUCUUCAGACUAACUCAUAGUACAAGUUUUCUAUCGAAUAAAAUAAGUUAAGCCAUAAUAUAUUAUGCUACAAUAUACUCUUUCAUAGUAUAUAAUAAUUAGUGUGAAUAUUGUAUAAACAUACAAAACGGAUAGGAGUAAUAACACUCGCAUACAAUAUGUAAAUAGACAGUUUAUUUAUAUUGUAAAUACAUAAAAACGGAGUCCUCAAAAUGCAUCACAAAAUAACUAAUCUCAAGAAUUUGAAGAUAAAUAAUUAAUCUAUAAGUAUAGUAGUUAUAUGGAAUAGAAUUUGUAUUGUUUAUAUGUAUUUAUGUAUGUAUGUGUAUAGUCCUUGUAUUUAUGUAUUGUAUUGUGUGUUGUCAAAUUUUGUACAUUUAUUAUUUAAAAACAUAUAAUUCACACAGAAGCGUUCUAUUUUAUUUAAAUGAAUAAUGAGUCCAUGAAGCCAUAAGAUACGAAAAUUGUUUUUGAGAAAGGACCAAUCUUUCUUUCACAAGGCUUUGUCAAUUAGGUAUUUACUCUGAUAGAUAAGAGAAAAUUGAUACAAUAACGCCAUAUUAUAAUAAUACACCUACUUUAUUAGUGUAAGUUUUGGAAUGUUUCUGUUGAAAAACUUCAUUGAUGAUUCAAGUUGUUCCAAUAACAUCUCAACAAUUAUUAUUAUUCAAUCACUUUUGUAUUAAUCAUUUGGAAUGAUCACUACUUCAUCUUCUUGCGUUACCAAUAUUGUCAUUUCAACUGCAAAAUAAUUUAUAUUAUUCUUCAGCCACCAUAUUCACAAAAAAAAACUAUAUUAUAGUCUUCCGUCAACAAUACCUACUUAUCCUAUAAUAUUUGAACAUUAUUCCAUUCAAAAAAUUUGUUUUACGGGAUAGCUAUCACUAACCUAAUUUAUCGGUUAAAUAAGAUCCAUCCAUUCAUAGAACUACAGUAGAUGAAUUACUAAUUCUAUUAAUAGUAAUUAUUGAUUAUAUUAUGAUACAUAAAAUACUUAGAAUACUGCCGUACAUUAUGCACAUUCAUCAUACCAAUUUGUAUCAUUAUGGCUGUGUCAAGUGAAAGAAGUAUAGUAACCAAAUUUAAUUUAAUAAAUUUACAUUCUUAGUGAAUACA
This is a messenger RNA of Nilaparvata lugens (brown planthopper), 7291 nucleotides long. It is a transcript of the gene fz2, whose product is annotated as frizzled-5. Gene Ontology annotation, molecular function: Wnt receptor activity; Wnt-protein binding. Gene Ontology annotation, biological process: non-canonical Wnt signaling pathway; canonical Wnt signaling pathway. The transcript is spliced from 7 exons. Bases 376 to 2277 code for a protein of 633 amino acids. Gene Ontology annotation, cellular component: plasma membrane. NCBI's taxonomy places the organism in Eukaryota, Metazoa, Arthropoda, Insecta, Hemiptera, Delphacidae. The record is from RefSeq and is a predicted model, not a curated record.